CCCGAUGGAAAUGGCCGAGCUUCUCAAAGUGUGCUGGCUGGAUGUGCAUGGUAGGUUCGACGUGUCGAACUUCUCCCUGGGGACAACAUGCGAGGUAGCCUUCGUGAUCUUGAUGAGAUCAUCGGGCGAUGGGUGGCAAAUUCCAGUGAACAUCCGGUUGACAUUGCCGGACGGGACCAAGCAAGAGCACAAGGAGAAUCUUAUGGAGAAGCCGAGGGGGGAUUGGAUAGAGAUCAUAGUAGGAGAACUGAGCACAACAAAGCAUAAGGAGGGAGAGAUGGAGGUGUCCAUGUUUGAGCAUGGUGGGCAUUGGAAGAGUGGGCUUGUCGUCAAAGGAGUUCUCAUUAGACCCAAGAAUAGGACUGUGAAACACUGGGUGGAAAAGGAAUCGAACAAGGAUUCCUUCAUGAUAUAUGCGCGAGGCCUCUCCAUCACAUGGGCUGAGAACAACUCUUACUGGCAAUGGUUGACCCAAAAGGAUGCACCCAGCGAUGACGCCUCGGUGGAAAUGGCUGAGCUCCUCAAAGUGUGUUGGCUAGAUGUGCAUGGUAGGUUUGACUUGUCGAAGCUGUCCAUGGGGACGACAUACGAGGUAGCCUUCGUGAUCUUGAUGAGAUCAUCGGCCGAUGGGUGGCAAAUUCCGGUGAACAUCCGGUUGACAUUGCCGGACGGGACCAAGCAAGAGCACACGGAGAAUCUUAUGGAGAAGCCGAGGAGGGAUUGGAUAGAGAUCAAAGUAGGAGAACUGAGCACAACAAAGCAUAAGGAGGGAGAGAUGGAGGUGUCCAUGUUUGAGCAUGGUGAGCAUUGGAAGAGCGGGCUUGUCGUCAAAGGAGUUCUCAUUAGACCCAAGAAUAGGACCAUGAAACAUUGGGUGGAAAAUGAAUCGAAGAAGAAUUGCUUCAUGAUAUAUGCACAAGGCGUCUCCAUCACAUGGGCUGAGAACAACUCUUACUGGCAAUGGUUGACUGAAAAGGAUGCACCUAGCGAUGACGCCCCGGUGGAAAUGGCUGAGCUCCUCAACGUGUGCUGGCUGGAUGUGCAUGGUAGGUUCGACGUGUCGAAGCUGUCCCUGGGGACGACAUACGAGGUAGCCUUCGUGAUCUUGAUGAGAUCAUCGGGUGAUGGGUGGCAAAUUCCGGUGAACAUCCAAUUGACAUUGCCGGACGGGACCAAGCAAGAGCACACGGAGAAUCUUAUGGAGAAGCCGAGGAGGGAUUGGAUAGAGAUCAAAGCAGGAGAACUGAGCACAACAAAGCAUAAGGAGGGAGAGAUGGAGGUGUCCAUGUUUGAGCAUGGUGGGCAUUGGAAGAGCGGGCUUGUCGUCAAAGGAGUUCUCAUUAGACCCAAGAAUAGGACCGUGAAACACUGGGUGGAAAAUGAAUCGAAGAAGAAUUGCUUCAUGAUAUAUGCACGAGGCGUCUCCAUCACAUGGGCUGAGAACAACUCUUACUGGCAAUGGUUGACUGAAAAGGAUGCACCUAGCGAUGACGCCCCGGUGGAAAUGGCUGAGCUCCUCAACGUGUGCUGGCUGGAUGUGCAUGGUAUGUUCGACGUGUCGAAGCUGUCCCCGGGGACGACAUACGAGGUGGCCCUCGUGAUCUUGAUGAGAUCAUCAGGUGAUGGGUGGCAAAUUCCAGUGAACAUCCGAUUGACAUUGCCGGACGGGACCAAGCAAGAGCACACGGAGAAUCUUAUGGAGAAGCCGAGGGGGGAUUGGAUAGAGAUCAAAGUAGGAGAAUUGAGCACAACAAAGCAUAAGGAGGGAAAGAUGGAGGUGUCCAUGUUUGAGCACGGUGGGCAUUGGAAGAGCGGGCUUGUUGUCAAAGGAGUUCUCAUUAGACCCAAGAAUAGGACCGUGAAACACUGGGUGGAAAAGGAAUCGAAGAAGAAUUGCUUCAUGAUAUAUGCACGAGGCGUCUCCAUCACAUGGGCUGAGAACAACUCUUACUGGCAAUGGUUGACUGAAAAGGAUGCACCUAGCGACGACGCCCCGGUGGAAAUGGCCGAGCUCCUCAACGUGUGCUGGCUGGAUGUGCAUGGUAGGUUCGACGUGUCGAAGCUGUCCCCGGGGACGACAUACGAGGUAGCCUUCGUGAUCUUGAUGAGAUCAUCGGGCGAUGGGUGGCAAAUUCCGGUGAACAUGCAGUUGACAUUGCCGGACGGGACCAAGCAAGAGCACAAGGAGAAUCUUAUGGAGAAGCCGAGGGGGGAUUGGAUAGAGAUCAAAGCAGGAGAACUGAGUACAUCAAAGCAUAAGGAGGGAGAGAUGGAGGUGUCCAUGUUUGAGCAUGGUGGGCUUUGGAAAAGGGGGCUUGUCAUCAAAGGAGUUCUCAUUAGACCCAAGAAUUAAUUAAAAUAAUCAAUCAACUUAUAAGAUUAUGUGGAAGUGCUUUUUCUGGUAUAUAUUUCUUAUUCAUUUCAUUAAUAAUAAGAUGUCUCUUUGGGUUAAAUGUUAAUAAGAAUAAAUUUCUUAUUCA
This is a messenger RNA of Eucalyptus grandis, 2480 nucleotides long. RefSeq lists its product as uncharacterized. Bases 5 to 2353 code for a protein of 782 amino acids. NCBI's taxonomy places the organism in Eukaryota, Viridiplantae, Streptophyta, Magnoliopsida, Myrtales, Myrtaceae. The transcript is spliced from 9 exons. The record is from RefSeq and is a predicted model, not a curated record.